Molecule: messenger RNA, 2341 nt
Organism: Melanotaenia boesemani (Boeseman's rainbowfish)
Lineage: Eukaryota; Metazoa; Chordata; Actinopteri; Atheriniformes; Melanotaeniidae
Gene: ghdc
Product: GH3 domain containing
Exons: 11
Coding region: 100-2025 (641 amino acids)
Cellular component (GO): cytoplasm
Molecular function (GO): acid-amino acid ligase activity
Source: RefSeq, a predicted model, not a curated record
CAAACGCGGAAGCAACUCAGACGGGUGCUAAACAACAAGGCCCUUCCUCCGCUACAUAAAUGCAGACUAAAACUUAGUCUAAAUGUAAACUUUGAAAAAAUGACGAACACGAGAACAUUUCAUUUGCCAAAAAUGCAUUUUUCCUGGCUUCACGGCGCAGUUCUACUUUGUUUUGUGGUUUUAUCGGUAGGUUUCGCCAUCUACGGACAAAUCCUGGCCAUGCCACCCCCUCUAACCACGGCCAUCGGUGCGUGCUUUCUGGCCGGGAUGGCACUGAUUUGGAGAGACAUAAGCAAUAAGAUAAAGGGUGAAAACCGGACGUUAGGCAGUCUGUGCAGCCAGUAUAUCGCAGUGAAAGCUGUGGGCUGGCUGGGCAGGCGACAGAGAAGGAAACUCGAAGCCGAUACGCUCAAGGUGAAGCAAGUCCAGGAGGAGACUUUGCUGAAGCGACUUCGUAAAAAUUCAGACACAUAUUAUGGUCAACAGUACGACUUUAACUCUAUUAAAGACACUGAAGGUUUCCGGGUACGUCACCCUUUAACCACAUAUGGGCACUAUCGAGAACUAAUCAGCCGCAUUGCAGCCGGGGAAGAAAAGGUGAUUAUUGCUGAAAAACCGCUGAUUCUGGCCAUGACUUCCGGGACAUCAGGACCCAGCGCCAUGCUGCUCAGCACCAAGGACACCAACACUGAAUUCUUCCUUCAGGGGGUGACUGUAUGUUUAGAUGCCAUGAGACAGGCAUUCCCAGGGUCCGACAGCCUUCAGCGCACCACAAAGUUCUUCUACACACCAACAUAUCGCCAGUCUGAGGCCGGCAUUCUCAUUGGGCCAAACUCCUCCACGCCUGCCUCUUCUCGCCACAUGCUCAACCUCUACACAACUCCAGCUCCCGCCUUCGAGGUUCACAGUGAGAAGGACACUCUGUAUCUGCACCUCCUGUUUGCUCUAAAAGAUCCCAGUGUGGGAACACUGGAGUCCAACUUUGCGUCCACAGUUUUUUAUGCUUUCACUGCCCUACAGGACCGUUGGCAGGAGCUGGUGGACGAUAUUGAACAAGGAAAAAUCAGCAGUGCUCUGUCACUUGAUCCCAAAGUGAGGGCCAGUCUCGAGGCUCUAAUGAAGCCAGAGCCACAGAGGGCUGCUCAACUCCGGGCCCACUUCCAGGAGGGCUUUAGAGGAAUUGCCAAGCGGUUGUGGCCUCAGCUCAACCUGGUACUGGCGGUGGACUCAGGCUCCAAUCAGAUCUAUGGUGAAAUGUUAAGGGAGACCUACUGCAAAGGAGUGCCUUUCUAUUCACCAUUUUAUGCUGCUACAGAAGGUCUGAUAGGGGUGAACCUGUGGCCUCAUGAGUCAAACAGACGUUAUCUGCUGUGUCUGCGCUCAAUGUUCUGUGAGUUCCUGCCUGAAAGCUGCCUGGAGGUGGAGACGCCACAAACCCUGCUGAUGGAGGAGGUGAAGGAGGGAGAAAGCUAUGAGCUUGUUAUCACCAACGCCUCAGGACUGUUCAGAUAUCGCAUUGGAGACAUUGUGAAAGUUGUUGGAUUCCACAACCAUUGUCCCAUUGUGGAGUUUCAGUACAGGCGGGGUCAGAUGCUGAACGUUCGAGGGGAGAAAGUGUCUGAGGCGUUGUUUCUCGGUGCGUUAAAGAAAGCAGUUGCUCAGUGGCCUGGAGCUCAGCUGGUCGACUACUCCUGUGCUGAGAGCGGCAUCUUGGGAGAUUUAAUAGGUGGCUCAGACCCUCAUUAUCAAGUAUUUAUAGAGUUGAAAGGUGUGAGAAAUCUUACAGAGGAACAACGAUAUAAGCUGGACAUCUGCCUCCAGCAGGACUCUGCCGUCUACAAGUCUUUCCGUAUCAAAGGCAGCAUCGGUCCAAUGAGAGUCCAGCUGGUGGCAGAGGGUGCAUUUAAGGAGCUUCGUAGGCAGAUGAUGGCCUACACAAGUACCUCACCCAACACUUUUAAAAUGCACCGCGUGCUACGCAGGAAAGAAUACGCAAACUUCCUGUUGGGAAAAACAGUCUCCUGAGACAAGACUUAUGAGCUGACUGAAUGAUUCAUGCCCAGUUUUAUUAACUAUUUAUGACAGAAUUAAUAAAUUGUGCCUUUGAGAAAAUAAAAAAACUCAUCAACACUGUAACUGGCCUUGAUAGAGACAUCCUCAAUGUUUCAGUUUGUUUGAUUUUAAUUAAGCGCGACAAAAAAUAUUCUUAAAAACAUUUUUUUCUCAACUAUAUUUAUAUAAUUGUGUAAAAGAAAGUGUUACUGUGGUUUUUGUAACUGAAAUCUUUCAGAACCUCAGAUGCAAUAAAUACUUUACCAAACAACUGCUUUGAUUAGUUCGU